Molecule: messenger RNA, 1044 nt
Organism: Cucumis sativus (cucumber)
Lineage: Eukaryota; Viridiplantae; Streptophyta; Magnoliopsida; Cucurbitales; Cucurbitaceae
Product: cell division topological specificity factor homolog, chloroplastic
Exons: 4
Coding region: 78-836 (252 amino acids)
Biological process (GO): regulation of division septum assembly; cell division; chloroplast fission
Source: RefSeq, a predicted model, not a curated record
CACAGUUCACUCGGGGAAGAUAAAGAGACCAAAAGGGCGGGAGAGCGAAUCGAGGUAAAAGAAAACCAAACUUCAAAAUGGCGAUUCCUGCAGAUCCAAGGGCUUUUGCAACACUAAGUUCUUGUUAUCCACGGCGUUCUCCGGCGUUCCUUCAUCCUCGUAAGGCGGACCUCUCUAGUUUUGUUCAUAGAAGAUAUGGAAAUAAAGGAACAAGGCCAAAAUGGCACACCAUGUCCCACGAAAAUGAUAGCCUACAUAGUAUCUCCCUGGAAAAUGUUGAGAGCUCAGAAAAUUAUGAACGAUCAUCAAAAUCCUUAAGCGAAGAAAGCUUCAUCCUCAGUUCCAUGAACAUGAACUUUUUGGAACGAUUAACAUUGGCUUGGAGGAUAAUUUUUCCAUCAUCAGCACCUAAAAUGGAAUCUAAUGCCACAAUUGCUAAGCAGCGGUUGAAGAUGAUUCUCUUGUCAGAUCGAUGUGCAGUGAAUGAUGAAGCUAAACAAAAAAUUGUGGACAACAUCUUGAGUACUCUUUCAGAUUUUGUAGAAAUAGAUUCGGAAGAUAAAGUUCAAUUUAACGUCUCUACUGAUUUAGAUCUCAGAACAAUUUAUUCUGUAACGGUGCCGGUGCGAAGGGUGAAGGCUGAAUAUCAAGGCAGUGAGGAGGUUGGAGAAAUCGCGAAUACAAACUUGAAAGAUGAUGGAGAAGAAUCUGGCUCUGCAGGUCUCAUUUUCGAUUCAUUAGUUGCAGAUGGAAAAGUUGUGGACUGUGCGGCCAGUAAAUACAAGCCCAAGCCCAAGCCCAUAAAAAAGAAUCAAAAUUUGGCAGAUUCUUUAUGAACGAAAUAGAAAAAGACAAAAAUGAAAAAAUUGAACCCGACGUGAAUCGAACACGCAACCUUCUGAUCUGGAGUCAGACGCGCUACCAUUGCGCCACGGAUCCACGGACGAAAAACUAUUCACUCUGCAAUGAUGCCUGUGUGAAGGCCCAGUAUCAAGCCAGUGACAAAGUUGAAGCAGUAAAAUUUACGAGACUGCUUCCUUUUAA